CACGUCUUCUGCACUCUCCCCCUUCGGUCAAUCUUCAUUUUCACACUCUCAAGCAUGUCAGCUACCUCGAGCGAUACCGGCGUCAAGCCUGCUGACUUCAAGGAAUUGCGAUUUAGCGUCGUCAUUGGAGGAGGCACAGCUGGUUUGACUGUCGCUGGCCGUCUUGCAACGUCCUCGAAGCUCAACGUCGGUGUUCUCGAAGCUGGUCAAUGGCGACCUGACGACCCGAAGAUUGCCUACCCGGCCUACAUCGGUCAGUCGCUGAUGGACCCCAACUACGACUGGUGCUACCAGACGAAAGAGCAGGAGCAUGCCAAUGGCCGCAAAUGGAUCCAUCCACGGGGCAAGGUUAUGGGUGGGUCGAGCGCCCUGAACUUCCUAGUCUGGCAGCGUGGCCACGAAAAAGAGUUCGACGCCUUGGACAAGGAGCUGGGAUGCCCAGGAUGGAGCUGGAAGGAUAUGCUUCCCUUCUUCCGAAAGUCGGCCACCAUGCUGCCGCCUUCAUCGGAACUGCAGAAGGCCAAUCUGGCCGGUAUCGACGAGACGGCUCAUGGGAGUGAUGGUCCUGUGCACGUUUCGUACAGCAGCUGGUACCACACCUGCCAAAAGCACUUCAUGGACAGCCUCGAGAGCAUUGGUCUGACCAAGAAUGUCGAUGGGCUGAGGGGCUCCAACUCGGGCCUGUGGGCCAGCCCGGCUACUGUGGACCAAAGAACGUGGACACGCUCGUCGAGCGCAGCCGCCCACUACACGCCCAACAAGGACCUGCCGAACCUCAAGGUCCUCUGCGGCGCUCACGUCACGCAGGUCGUGCUGGAAAAUGGCCGAGCUACCGGCGUCAAGUACGUCCAUGACGGGCAUUCGUACGAGGUCAAGGCCCGUCGCGAGGUUGUCCUGUCUGGCGGCUCGAUCAACUCGCCAGCCAUCCUCGAGCACUCCGGCAUCGGCUCGCCGGCUGUCCUCAAGAAGGUGUCUGUCGACGUCAAAGUGCCCCUGGAGGGAGUCGGCGCCAACCUGGUCGAGCACUGCUACACUGCUUCGGCCUACGAGCUCAACGAAGACUCUGGGGUCGAGACCUGGGAUCAGCUGCGCGAAGCGGACUUUGCUGCCAAUGCUCUUAAGCAGUAUCAGAGCCAGGAUGUAGACCGAGGCAUCAUCGCCUCUGCCUUUAGCGGCUUUGCAUACCUUCCCCUGCAGCAGUACAUGAGCAAGAGUGAGGUCGACGAAGUCAAGUCUGGCGUACAGAAGCUCCUCGCCUCAGACUACUACGUCAACGAGGUGGAGAAGGAGGGAACCAAAGUCUACCUGCAGCAGCUCGACGACCUGGACGUCCCAGCAAUGGAGCUCGUCUUUGCACCAGGCUGGUUCCACGGCGCUGCUCCACCCAAGCCGAACUCGCGCUACUUCACUAUCUUGGCAGCUCUUCAACACCCCUUCUCUCGUGGUACGGUUCACAUCACGUCCAAUGACCCCCUCGCACCUCCGGAGCUCGACCCACGUUACUUCAGUGCCAAGGCCGAUCUAGACGUGCUGGCCAAGGCCGUUAAGUGGGUUGACCAGGUAGUUGACACUCCUGCAUUCAAGAAGAUCACCAAGGGGCGUCAACAGCCUGCACCGGAGAAGACAAGCGAUGCAGAUGUGGAGAACUGGGUCAAGGACACGACUUCGACCACGUACCACCCGGUCGGGACGUGCUCGAUGGGCGCAAAGGAGAAGGGAGGCGUUGUGGACGAGAAAUUGCGCGUGCAUGGCGUGCAGGGUUUGAGGGUCGUCGAUGCGUCGGUUCUGCCUAUUGUGCCUUCGAGCCACAUCCAGAGCGUCGUGUACGGGAUUGCGGAGAAGGCUGCGAGCAUGAUCCUCGAGGACCUGGCUGCGUGAGGGGCGCCGGCAUCGGCGGGCUGCGUGAGCCCGGUGUUGGACCCGGCGUACUUGUCAUAGAGACGAUGUAGAUGCGAUGGGCGUGAACAUAUGGAAUCAGCA
Jaminaea rosea is the source of this 1980-nucleotide messenger RNA. Its product is annotated as alcohol oxidase. Lineage: Eukaryota; Fungi; Basidiomycota; Exobasidiomycetes; Microstromatales. Gene Ontology annotation, molecular function: oxidoreductase activity, acting on CH-OH group of donors; flavin adenine dinucleotide binding. The transcript is spliced from 4 exons. The record is from RefSeq and is a predicted model, not a curated record. The coding region runs from base 55 to 1878 and encodes 607 amino acids.